This is a messenger RNA of Rasamsonia emersonii CBS 393.64, 1710 nucleotides long. RefSeq names its product Acetamidase. The record is from RefSeq and is a predicted model, not a curated record. The transcript has 6 exons. NCBI's taxonomy places the organism in Eukaryota, Fungi, Ascomycota, Eurotiomycetes, Eurotiales, Trichocomaceae. The coding region runs from base 1 to 1710 and encodes 569 amino acids.
AUGACAAUCCCCCCCUACGAACAGCGCAGCCACGAAAAACGCAUCCAACAACUCGAAUCUAUUCCAAAAGAAUGGCGCUUACCAAGAGUCCCCUCAGAGGAAGAAGUCCGCAAUGCACUGGAAUACAUCCGUCAACAACAAAAUCACCUGCUGUCACCCCAAGAACUAGAAAUAACCGAAACAACCAACAUAACCAUCCUCCUCCACAAGCUCGCAACCAGCGAACUCUCCUCCGUCGCCGUGACAACCGCCUUCGCCAAACGCGCCGCUCUGGCGCAGCAGCUAACCGGAUGCUGUACGGAGAUAUUCUUCGCGGACGCGCUCGCUCAGGCGCGGGAGUUGGAUGAGUACCUCGCAAGGGAAGGGAGGACGGUUGGGCCUUUGCAUGGGCUGCCGGUGUCGGUGAAGGAUUUGUUUGAGGUUAGGGGGGUGGAUACUUCUAUCGGAUGGGUCGGUCUAACAGACAAGCCUGCAAAGGAAGACGGCCACGCGGUGCAGACCCUGCGCAGGAUGGGCGCUGUGCUGUACGUGAAGACGAAUGUGCCGCAGUCGAUGAUGAUGUCCGACUCGUACAACCACGUCUUCGGGCAAUGCGUCCACCCACUCAACAGAGCGCUCAUCUCAGGCGGCAGUUCGGGCGGCGAGGCGAGUCUCGUCUGCGCGAGAGGAAGCAUCCUAGGCAUCGGCACCGAUAUAGGCGGCUCUAUCCGUAUUCCUGCCAGUUUGUGUGGAUUGUAUGGGCUGUCGCCGUCGUCGGGGAGGCAGCCGUAUGAGCAGAGGGGCCUCAAACAAGACAUCGUCCGCUCCGUCGCCGGGCCCAUGGCCACCAGCCUAGCCUCUGUCGAGACGUACAUGUCCGCACUGGCAUCCGUCUCACCGUGGGAGAUCGACCCGCGCGUGAUCCCGAUGCCCUGGCGCGCAGAGCAAUGCACGAUAAGCAAGGACAAGAGACUAAAAAUCGGCUUCGUCAUCGACGACGGCGUCGUCAGGGUGCAGCCGCCCAUUGCCAGGGCGGUAAGGGAGGUGGUUGAGGCGUUGAGGAGGGCUGGUCAUGAGGGUGAGCAUACAAACCCUACAUCUAUAUGUACUGGGCUGGUUGCUGACUGCCUAGUCAUCGAAUGGGACGCCACCUCGCACAACUACGCCUACAAACUCUGGGAAAAAGCCAUCUUGUCAGACGGCGGCGAGAACUGUCGCAAGCUGUGUUCGCUGAGCGGCGAGCCUUUGAUCGAGGGGAUGCUCGUGGGGACGGAGAAAGACCUGUUGACGACGAGUGAGCUGCAUCAACUCAUCCUCGACAAAUAUACCUACGAAACGACGUAUCUCCACCGAUGGCACGCCGCGCAGCUCGACGCGCUCAUCAUGCCCGUCACGCCGUGGGUGGGCUACAAGCCUUGGACCUGGGUGCGGAGCCACCAGUACGUCGGGUACACGAGUAUCUGGAACCUGCUCGACUAUGCUUCGUUGGCGAUGCCGGUGACGGUGGCGGAUGAGAAGAAGGAUCGGCUGGAUAUCGACACGAAUAUAGAGUAUUGGGGGAAGCAUGUCCCGAGGAAUGCGUCGGAUGAGUUUAAUUAUCGGCAAUAUGAUAUCAACCUGGUCAAAGGCAUGCCUGUCGGUAUCCAGGUCGUAGGUGGGAAAUUCGGUGAGGAGAAGUGCAUUGCUGUCGCUAAGGUUAUCGAGGAGGCGUUGGUGCAGUUUAGGAAGUGA